AUGGGGCCAGGUCGCACCUUGAAUGACCAAUCCGUCUCGCUCAAGAAGUCGGAGAUGGAUCGACUCUCGGGACUAUGUUGCGCGCCAUGGCUUGGGAAUGGUAUACAUCGGGGCGCACACCCUGGAAUGACGUAUACAGUCGCCCUCAAGAAGUCGGAGAUGGAUCGACUCAUGUACGACUCUGCAUACGUACAGAAUACUGAGCCUGUGACGGAAUGGUACAUAUCGGGAUACCACCCUGGAAUGACGUAUACAGUCGCCCUCAAGAAGUCGGAGGUGGAUCGACUCAUGUACGGGUCCCGCCGAGCACCAGAAGGCCGAGGUCUGUCAGCAGACUGA
Westerdykella ornata is the source of this 339-nucleotide messenger RNA. RefSeq lists its product as uncharacterized. The coding region runs from base 1 to 339 and encodes 112 amino acids. NCBI's taxonomy places the organism in Eukaryota, Fungi, Ascomycota, Dothideomycetes, Pleosporales, Sporormiaceae. The transcript has 2 exons. The record is from RefSeq and is a predicted model, not a curated record.